Molecule: messenger RNA, 1098 nt
Organism: Beauveria bassiana ARSEF 2860
Lineage: Eukaryota; Fungi; Ascomycota; Sordariomycetes; Hypocreales; Cordycipitaceae
Product: LPS glycosyltransferase
Exons: 7
Coding region: 1-1098 (365 amino acids)
Source: RefSeq, a predicted model, not a curated record
AUGGCCUGGAGUUUCACGUUAAUAAAAUACCACGAUAAUGUUAAGGAGCCACCACAUGCCUACGGGUCUGAGGCCCGCCCUACGAUCAACCCGGGUCAAGUUUUUAUUGCUUUGGACCUUUAUAGCUAUUUUUAUUUCGACAAGGCUACAUCGCUGAAAGGUCUUUUGCUUAGCGACCGUCUUCUUGACGACUUAUCCAAAGCUGCUCAAAAUGAGACCCUCGGGUUCGAGAAGAUCUUCUACAUUAGCAUGCCUCACCGGCAGGAUCGCCAGGACAGCAUGACUAUGUUAGCCACUUCAACAAAUAUACGGCUUAUAUUACAGAAUGGAGUCGAUGGCAACACUAUACAUGAGAAAGCGAGGCCUAAGGGUAGCCAAGGCUUAAGACCAGAGCAGCUUGGCUGCUGGCGCAGUCAUGCCAAUGUAUGGCGAACAAUCAUCAACGAGCGAAUCGAGACAGCUAUCAUUCUAGAAGACGAUGCUGAUUGGGACGUUCGAGUCCAUGAUAUAUUUCAAACCCUUAGUCUUCAAAUGAGGAAGAGGACAGCAAGGGAAGGGGAGCCUAGGAGUCAUGAAGCCCAUGCACCAUAUGGUCUCGAUUGGGAUUUGCUCUACGUUGGUACCUGUUGGAACAUCAACCCUGAGGUUCGUCCGGUGCCACAUAUUUAUCAAGACACAAAUGCGCCGAAUUCGACAGAGAUGUCUUAUGCUUAUCAAAAAGAGCUUGAGUAUUGGGGGGCUUCUUCUUCUGAAGAGGCCCGCGUGCGAGUAAUAGCCCCUUCAUGGUAUCCUGUUUGCACGGUAGGAUAUGCUGUAACAUUACAAGGAGCUCAGAAGUUACUUUACACUGUUGGAAACGAAAAAGGUCUGAACGGACCAGUUGAUCUUGCCAUGAUAAGCAGGAUUCAGUCUGGCCACUUGAAGUCGUUUACGGUCGUCCCCCCCUUAGUAACUCCCUGGAAAACAGGAACUACUUCUGAUAGCGACAUUGACGAUCUAAAUAAGGCCGAGGGCGAAUUGCCUCAAGGUAGCGACAACCUACGACUUAGUGGAAGAAAGGCUUUAGCAGCAACGUUAGAUAAGGACUUCAAAGACUAA